Molecule: messenger RNA, 1834 nt
Organism: Ciona intestinalis (vase tunicate)
Lineage: Eukaryota; Metazoa; Chordata; Ascidiacea; Phlebobranchia; Cionidae
Product: sphingosine-1-phosphate phosphatase 1-like
Biological process (GO): sphingosine metabolic process
Cellular component (GO): endoplasmic reticulum membrane
Molecular function (GO): sphingosine-1-phosphate phosphatase activity
Source: RefSeq, a predicted model, not a curated record
UGUUUGUUAUUAUUACUAUGCAUUAAAUGAUAAUUUUGAAAGUUAUAAAAUACAACCUUGUGGCAGGGCCAGGGUAUGCUAUGAAAUAGGAAACCCAUGUUGUAAUAUCUAAUCUAAGUUGUGAUUUAUUCAAUUAUAUCAUACCAAUUUUUUAUUUAUUAUUAAUCUGUAAUCGUACUGAAAGAUGCAAUUUUUCAUCCAGCUCAAUUGUUAUAUUCACUAAUGAAUAUUGUGAGUACUUUAAACAGUCCAGUACCUAUAGCUAAGUUUCAAUACAUAUGUGGGGUAAGAUGGACCAACCCUGACCCCAAAAAUGUGAUUUAUCCGAAUGGAGAUCUGGGAAAAGAAAAAGGAUAUAUUGUGAUGAGAAAAUCUUUUUACUGGCUUGCCACUGCUGGUUCUGAAUUAGCAGGGGAAUGUUUUUAUUACAUCUUCUUCCCUUCAUGUGCAUGGGUGUUCAAUCUUGGUGUUGCAAGAAGGUCUUUAUUGUUCUUAUCAACUUCUAUGCUGCUCGGACAAAGCUUGAAGGAUGUACUCAAGUUACCACGGCCUUCUUCACCACCCGUUAUCAGGCUUGAAGCAACUUAUGAGACUGAGUAUGGAAUGCCUUCAACGCACACAAUAGCUGCAAUAGCUGUCUCAUUUUCACUGUUGUUAUUUACAUCUGAUAUAUAUAAGAUAAACUAUGCAAGUGGAUUGACUGCUGCUACCAUGUGGUCUCUUAUUGUAAUGUUGAGCAGAAUAUAUCUGGGUAUGCAUUCACUACUGGAUAUUGCAGCUGGUGCUUCUUUUGUUGGCUUCUUAUUAUCAGUUCUACCACGAGCUAUUUACUGGUUUGAUUCGACACAGUUGGCAUCAUCCCAUUUACCAACUUGUGUGUUUGGUGCUUGUACAAUAUUCGUGUCAUGGCUGGUGUUUCAACUUGAUAGCAAGGUUGAUAAGAAAACAGGAGAGGCAAGAUGGAACACGGCACGGGGCGAUACGGCUGAGAUAUUAGGAUGGUGUUUGGGUUUCAUGGUAGGUUCUAGAUACAGCAUUCUGAACGGAAUCUUGCCCAAAACGUCAAUCUCCACUUUAACACAAAGCUUCAAAUUACCAAGUUACAAUAUGUUGGUGCGAUUUCUGGUGGGCGGGACUUUGUUAGGCACUUCUACAUUACUAUGCAGAAAGUUUUUAUUCCAUACUUUCUCCUACCUCAAUGGUUAUCAUAAGUUGGAUAAAGCAGAAGCAAAAAAGAAACUUUGGGUUGAGUUUCCGUAUAAGUUUCUAACCACUUUGUUUUCAGGUCUUCUUGGCACUACUGUAGUACCUCAUGUAUUGCAGUCUUUUAAUCUUUGGUAGCAACAAUUUUUUUUAUGCUAUAAGAGUGAGGUAUUAUAGCAAGACACACUAUGGGACUUAGGAUGUAUACCAAAGUUGUCCUAAUUGCUUUUUUAUUCAUUAUUUUUGUAAUUCUGUAGAAUGUCCACUGUAAUCAUUUGUAUCUUAUAUUGUAGCUGUCAUUUUAAAGCUCCGAAACACUUCAAAAUAGAAAUAUUAUUGCUAGCUUAUCUAUGCAUAGGCCCUAACCUGAAAUUUUGGCCACAGUUGGCACAAUUACCUCUAAAUAGCCACGACUUCAUCUUCAAGUUAUCAUCCUACUUGUUUUAAAAGUGAAACAAGUUUUGUAAAAAUCUUUAUAUCCAUGUAAAGUUAAAAAAACCAUCUCUGAAAACAAACCCAAAGUGAAAUCAAUUUUUCAACAGCACUUUUUUUGUCUUUCUGUAGAAACUUGUUGUAGUUGUUGUUGUGCUAUGAUUUGUUGGAAUGGUAAUACAGAGUAUUAUAUACACUA